Messenger RNA from Vicia villosa (hairy vetch), 780 nucleotides. RefSeq lists its product as uncharacterized. NCBI's taxonomy places the organism in Eukaryota, Viridiplantae, Streptophyta, Magnoliopsida, Fabales, Fabaceae. The record is from RefSeq and is a predicted model, not a curated record. The transcript is spliced from 2 exons. Gene Ontology annotation, molecular function: zinc ion binding; nucleic acid binding. Bases 1 to 780 code for a protein of 259 amino acids.
AUGGCUCAAGCUUUGGAACAUCAGCCGAAUGUUGGUGAGAAUGUUGCUUCUCACAAUUUGGUUACCUUCCAAAGGGAGAAUCCACCUAUUUUCAAAGGCACUCAUGACCCUGAUGGCGCAUUGACAUGGCUUAAGAAGAUUGAGAUCACUUGGGUUGUGUUCCGUAGGGAGUUCUUGAGGAAGUACUUUCCUGAGGAUGUCUGUGGCAAGAAGGAAAUCGAAUUUCUUGAGUUGAGGCAAGGGAAUAAGUUGGUUGUGGAGUAUGCUCCUAAGUUUGGAGAGUUGGCAAAGUUUUACCAACACUAUGAUGGACCAACGGGUGAAUUUUUGAAGUGUAUCAAGUUUGAGAGUGGGUUGCAUCCAGAAAUCAAGAAGGCGAUUAGUUACCAGAAGAUUCGUGUCUUUUCUAAUUUGGUUGAUAGUUGUCGGAUUUAUGAGGAGGAAAACAAUGUUCAUUAUCGGGUUAUUAGUGAGAAGUGGGGCAAGAGCCAACAAGGUCGUGGCAAGCCAUAUGAUGCUCCAAUUGGCAAAGGGAAGCAGAAAGCUAUUGAGGGCAAGAGGACUAGUGGGGGAGAUGCACCUGCUGGUAUUACGUGCUUCAAGUGUGGCAAGGCUGGCCAUAAGAGCAAUGUGUGUACAGAUGAUGCCAUGAGGUGUUACUGUUGUGGUGAUAUUGGAUAUACGACACCUGCUUGCAAGCAUAAGAAGAUGGUGUGUUUCAACUGUAGUGAAGAAGGACACAUUGGAAGUGUGUCAGAAACCAAAGAAGGAGCAAGCUAG